Messenger RNA from Phaethon lepturus (White-tailed tropicbird), 1239 nucleotides. It is a transcript of the gene MLIP, whose product is annotated as muscular LMNA-interacting protein. The annotation marks the transcript as partial. Gene Ontology annotation, molecular function: transcription corepressor activity; lamin binding. Gene Ontology annotation, cellular component: sarcolemma; nuclear envelope; PML body. The transcript has 10 exons. Gene Ontology annotation, biological process: negative regulation of transcription by RNA polymerase II. The record is from RefSeq and is a predicted model, not a curated record. NCBI's taxonomy places the organism in Eukaryota, Metazoa, Chordata, Aves, Phaethontiformes, Phaethontidae.
GUCACUUCUCAGCAAUCUGGAACCAAACCAUUGACCUUCACUUUCGUACCAUCCAUUGGAAGACUUCCAACUCAUUUUGAGGUUAUAGAUGUCUCUAAGUUCCUUGUGACAAUUCCAGAUGAACCGAAGGAUCUGAGCAAUCAAGAAUUUAUAAAUAAGUCUAACGCAGUUUCUGAUGAGCUGGUCUUAAAAAGCGGCGCCAGACAAGACUGUGUGUCCACCAUCCAUACAGACAGCACCCAAACGACUUUCCAGUCCCUGGGGUGUAACUCAAGGAAAGGAGAAAUGCAGGAGAAUGAUCUUUUUAAGGCUGAGUUUAUCCUGAUUACGGACUCAGGCGAUGAAGAUGAAGUAGCCGCUGCCUCGAACAACAUUCAUCAUCCCUCCAAUGGCUACGGUCCCAUCAGCGCUCAUCUGCUGGCCACAUCCCAUGUUUCCACUGGCACCGAGGCAGGGAAACCUCCUGGAGAUGGGCAUGUUCCAGGUGCUGCACUUUCCCACAACACUGCUGAUCUGCAAAAACAUCAGCAAUACAAGAUCAAGACAAGCUACAAGGCAUUUGCAGCAAUCCCUACAAACACAUUACUUAUGGAACAGAAGGCAUUAGAAGAGCCAACCAAGACCGCUAGCGUGACUGAAGGCACUGCUUUGGACACCCAUUCAGAGAUGUGCUCCCCUGCCCAGCUCAGACAACAAACAGAAGAGCUGUGUGCUGUCAUUGAUCAAGUCCUGCAGGACCCGUUGACUAUGCGCCGAUGCGAGUCUUCUCCAAGUUUUCUACAGAUGAGUACGGAGUCAGAUGUUGGCAAGGUGUCAACAACACUGCAGAGAGCAGCUGGACGUGAAACCAGAUAUGCCAACCUUUACAAAUCAGCACCUAUGGUAACAGAGAGUCAGCUGACAAAACCUGGUGUCAUUCGUCCCGUAUUGGUGAAAGAAAAGAGUGCACAGCAAAAGGAGGAAGCCUAUCAACCCAAUCCUUUUAAAAAGUACCUUGAAGAUAUCAGUGAUCCAGAUACUGAGCAGGUGAGUAACUCUUUGAAGAAUUUUGAGACUGCUCUCCUACACCCUCUGUAUCCAACUAAACUGAUCCCUCCAACUAAGUCCCCUUUGCGUCCUCCAUCCGUCUCCCUCGCUGACUGUCUAAACCCUGGACCUUUCAGCCACUUGUCUUCCAUCAUGUGUGAUGUUCACGAGAAUCCUUAUAGCCCUUACAGUCACAACUCUUUGUACAAUAAG